AUGGAAUUCACUCUGCAGCAGGACAAAGUCAGAGCACUGGACGAUGACAUGCUGGUCGUGAAGUCUGAGUCUGGUGGUGCAGGUCUUGAUCGAGGCGACGAUGAAUCACAAUACCCCCACGGUCUCAAGCUCGCUGUGCUGAUGACCUGUGUCUUCAUCGGCAUGUUCUUGGUUGCUCUGGACAAGUUGAUCAUUUCGACUGCGACUCCGGCGAUCACGAACGAGUUCCACGCUUACAGCGACGUUGGCUGGUAUGGAACUGCGUACCUCCUGACGAACUGUGCUACAAUCUUGCUAUUCGGAAAACUGUACACCUUCCUCGACGUCAAGGCCACUUUUCUAUCGGCGGUCCUUCUAUUCGAGGUGGGCUCGGCUGUAUGCGGUGCCGCUCCAAAUUCGAUCGCGUUCAUCGUCGGCAGAGCAAUCGCUGGUCUCGGAGCUGGAGGCAUUCAAGAAGGCGUUCUGGUCAUUAUCGUAUGCGCCAUUCCGCUUUCCAAGCGACCCGCAUAUCAAGGCCUGUUCGGCGCAGUCUAUGGCGUAUCGUCUGUGAUUGGCCCACUUUUGGGAGGAGCGUUCACAACCCAUGUGUCCUGGCGCUGGUGCUUCUACAUUAACUUGCCCUUUGGCGGUCUUGUCGCGCUGGCCGUGUUCUUCCUGCUCAAGGUUCCAGGUGGUGGCGCCAUGAAGAGCAGCUGGAAACACAAGGUCAAGGAGCUCAACAUCGAAGGCCUGGUCGCCCUUCUGCCUGGUGUCAUCUCACUCUGCCUUGCUCUACAGUGGGGUGGAUUUACCUACAGCUGGAGCAACUGGCGAAUCAUCCUCUGCCUCACGCUCGGCCUGGUUCUAUUGAUCGCGUUCAUCUUCAUCCAAGUCUGGAGGCCAAAGACCGCAACAGUGCCACCCCACAUCUUCUGCCAACGAAGCAUCUUCACUGGCUUCUGGGUCAGUGCUCUGCUCGGAGCGCAUCAGACGAUUAUCAUCUACUUCUUGCCCAUCUGGUUCCAGGCCAUCAAGGGCGACUCAGCCGUUCAAAGCGGUAUUCACCUCUUGCCUUUCGUCAUUGCCAUCGUGGUCUCUUCCAUUCUUACUGGCGUGGGCACCACAAAGACUGGAUACUAUACACCAUUCUUGAUCAUCGGUACCGUCACUGCAGCGAUUGGCGCCGGUCUCUUUCUCCUGCUUCAACCACAUACCACCACCGGACAAUGGAUCGGAUACCAGAUCGUUUACGGGUUCGGCUUGGGCGGAUGUUACCAAGCACCAAACGUCGCAGCUCAGACCGUCCUAUCGAAAGACGAGGCUCCAGUCGGCACUGCACUCAUCCUUUUCGCCACAACACUAUUUGGUGCGAUCUUCGUUUCCGUGGGUCAGAACGUCCUUGAUCAGCAGUUGGCCACGAAACUCGCAGGCCUUGCCGGAUUCGACAUUACACCACAGCAGAUUAACACCGCAGGUGUUACUGGAUUAUUCCAGAUGGUGCCACAAGGACUGCACAACGCAGUUCUGUAUGCCUACAACUCGGCACUGCGUCGUACUUUCCUCGUGGGUCUCAUCCUGGCUUGCCUCACUAUUCUCGGCAGCUUGGGUAUGGAGUGGCGAAGCGUAAAGAAGGAACAGCAGAAGCAGCAAGAAAAAGCAAUGGAAAACGAGCAAGAAGAAGCUGCAAAGACACAAAAGCAUAAAUACGCAUUGGACACCGAUGAGAACUUCGGUGUUUGA
Messenger RNA from Pseudocercospora fijiensis CIRAD86, 1719 nucleotides. RefSeq lists its product as uncharacterized. The coding region runs from base 1 to 1719 and encodes 572 amino acids. NCBI's taxonomy places the organism in Eukaryota, Fungi, Ascomycota, Dothideomycetes, Mycosphaerellales, Mycosphaerellaceae. Gene Ontology annotation, molecular function: transmembrane transporter activity. Gene Ontology annotation, biological process: transmembrane transport. The transcript has 4 exons. The record is from RefSeq and is a predicted model, not a curated record.